This is a messenger RNA of Mycena citricolor, 1417 nucleotides long. Lineage: Eukaryota; Fungi; Basidiomycota; Agaricomycetes; Agaricales; Mycenaceae. The record is from the annotation of a GenBank genome assembly.
GACACCGUCACUCUAUGACGCGUCGAGGCUCACGGCACCAGGCUUCCCGGCCACGCCCACUACCAGCGCUGUCCCAUGCCGAGCAACAACGUCGUGCAGCUGCUGCCGCCGCAUUGCAGCGCCGCAAGACAGUUCUUACUGCUGUUACGCGUAUCUUGGCUGUAUACUCGAUGGCACUGUGUCUUGCAGCUCCAGAUCCAAUCCCAAUCAGAACCUCCUCUCUGAAUGGGCAGGGGUGGCUGGAUGAGAUUUUCCACGGGCAUGUUGAGAGGUUUCUCUCUCAGAUGGGACUUGCAAAAGAGGCCUUUCGCCGUCUCUCUUAUGAGCUCCAGAUCACGUAUGGACUGCACGCUACAAAACACGUCACGGCAGAUGAGAAACUAGCCACGUUUCUCUACUUCGCUCGAACUGGCUCCAGCAGCCGUUUAUUACAGGAACGAUUCCAGCGGAGCGCAGAGACCAUCCACAAUUCCAUUUAUACCGUUUUGAAUAUCCUUGUUGGCCCAUUCUAUAUGAAAUACGUCCAUCUUCCUCCCAACGAAACUCCUCCAGAGAUCAAGGCCGAUCCCAAACUCUAUCCAUAUUUUCGGCAGGCUCGGGGCGCAAUCGACGGGUCGCACUUCCAUGCAUGGGUGAGAGACUCGGUGUCAGGCCAAUACAGGAACAGGAAAGGUUUCAUUGGGCAGAAUGUGCUCGCAGCUUGCAAUUUUGCAAUGCUUUUUGUGUACAUCCUCAGCGGCUGGGAGGGUAGCGCUGCAGAUUCCGCCAUCUAUGCAUAUGCUCGCGACCACGAUUUUGCUGUGCCUGCGGGCAUGUACUUCCUUGCAGACGCCGGGUUUCCUCUUUGCGAUGUGUUGAUGACACCGUAUCACUAUCACGCUGUCCGAUAUCAUCUCAGGGAAUGGGGAACUGCCGGGCAGAGGCCCCAAAACCGAGAAGAAUUAUUCAAUUUACGGCACGCGCAGGCCCGAAAUGUUGUCGAACGAAUCUUUGGCAUCUUGAAGCGGAGAUGGAUGGUUUUUCAGCGUGCACCCGAGUACCCAAUCGAGAUGCAGGCCAAACUUGUCCCUGCCAUUGCUGCGCUGCACAAUUUCAUCCGUAUCCACGAGCCCUUGGACGACUUCUCCGCUCCGCAGCAACCCGCCGCAUCAUCAGUGCCGCUUUCUCGUUCCACCAGCAGCAUCGACUCUUUCAUGCAGGACGAGCCUCGAGACAUAUUGCCAGAGGAGUUGGGGAUGGAGAUAUCUGCUGCAGAAUGCAGGAGGGCGGAGUUGCGACGUGAUACCAUCGCACAGAAGAUGUGGGAGGACUAUCAGAGAAUUUUGAGAGAGCGGGGACAACAGUAAAGACUUCAGAAAGUUAUAUAAGUAAUUUACUUCGAAUCCUGAUAAUCCCGCAGCGCCUUGCGCAAGAAAGC